AUGUCAGUGGCGGUCGCCGGGCCGAUGACCGGAAAACUGCCUUGCCGAACUUUGUCCCCGCAUUGCAUUCCGGUUGCACGACUUCGACGACCGACCGAUCUGGCCGAUGAAUCCGGCCAAAGCUUUAUACGCCAUAAUCACGACUGCGCCUGGCUGGUCGUCAACGCGAUGAACACCCCGGCCUUGACCGACAUCGACAUCGACCUCGAUCUCGAUCUCAACCUCGACAACGACAACGACAACGACAUCUACCUGCUGGUACACAGCCACCGGUGUGUGAACGCGCGCCGACGAAAUGCAAUGGCCAGCAACGAAAUCGCCUCAUAUUCCUUCGUACCAAGCGGCUAUGGAACAGAACUGUAG
Soboliphyme baturini is the source of this 363-nucleotide messenger RNA. Lineage: Eukaryota; Metazoa; Nematoda; Enoplea; Dioctophymatida; Soboliphymatidae. The record is from the annotation of a GenBank genome assembly.